Messenger RNA from Loa loa (African eye worm), 609 nucleotides. RefSeq lists its product as hypothetical. The transcript is spliced from 5 exons. The coding region runs from base 1 to 609 and encodes 202 amino acids. The record is from RefSeq and is a predicted model, not a curated record. NCBI's taxonomy places the organism in Eukaryota, Metazoa, Nematoda, Chromadorea, Rhabditida, Onchocercidae.
AUGCUUAAUAAGCGUUCCCGAACCAUACGGGUCCCAGUUGUGGAAGAAGACGAAGAACGUGACGCAGUAUCAGCAAAUGCGGAACCCUUCCACACGCCGGUAGUGGAAGGUUUACCGGCGAAAUACCGACGGCUGCUGAUCGCGCCGGAAAUCGACCCGUACACGAUCACUCGAAGUGCUGACGGGUCGACCACAAUUGGGUGCGGUAUGUGCCCGAAGGAAUUUGGGAGCUUGAAGGGAUGGCGAAUUCAUGCCAGUAGAAUGCACCGACAAAGCGGCUUUUGUCAGAAGUGUGGUCAUUUCAUUGACAUGCCGCACGUUAGCUCCGAUGAGGAAAUAGCAGCAACGAUGGAGCUCCAUUCUUUAGAAUGGUGCCCCAUGGCCACGAAGGCCGUCAUAAGUGAAAGGGCUGCUAAACGAAGGAGACUAGAGCUAGUUGGUAGAAGCGACGAAGCUCAGCACUAUUACAUUCCUGGUAAGUGCACAAUAACAAUAAGAUUUUCUACCAAUGAAAAGACACGUCGUGUGCAGAGCCAUCCCAAUCAAACCUACGCUUCACUCCAGUGUCAAAAUCCUCGUCUUCGCGCAAGUACUCUGUUAGCUGGCUAA